AUGGAGGAUAAUUUCAAGACAGAGUUAGAUGAUGUUAAAAAAGAAUUGGAGAAGUUUAGGGCAGAAUGCCGAGUUAAAACUCAAUACAUAGAAAGUUUGAAGAACGACCGCGCCGAGCGAUUUCAAGAAAUUAAGAAUCUUGCUGAGAAACGAGCGGGUGAACUCGAUCUCAAGUCGGGGAAGAUUUAUGAACUGAAAAGAAUUAAUGAGGAUUUGAAGUCUAGUUUGAAUGAAAAGGAAAAACACAUUGCACAUUUGAGUUUAGAGAAUAAAAAGAUUCAAGAAAGGUUAACUGAGAGGGUUUUGAAAUUGGAGGGGAGUAAUUCUGAACUGGUUUCGUCUUUGGAUGAGGUUAAUGCUAGAAAUUGUUAUUUGGAGCAGAAUGUUUCGGCUAGCAGCGAGGAAAUUUCGUGUUUAAAGUCGUUGUUAUUGGCUGCAGAGAAGAAGUAUAUCGAAGCUGAGGAGAGAGCUAUGCGAGCGAAGACGCUGGGAUUGAGAGAGGAUGUGAUAAUGCAGUUGCAGGAACAAAAUGUUUGUGUGCAAGACAAAAUGAAAUGGAGGAAUGAACAGUUUAAGCAUCUUGAAGAAGCUCAUAAACAGCUUCAAGAUAAGUUUCGAUUGAGCGAGGAGGAGUGGGAAAAGGAGAGGUCUUCGUUGCUCGAUGAAUUAUCUUCCUUGCAAAUCAGUUUGGAUUCUCAGACAAGAGCUUUGGAGGGGGUUCAAUCUCGUUUGGAAAUGUGUAACCAUGUGUUGGCUCGCGAAGAAAGUAAGAGGAAGCUCUUGGAGGCUGAAAUAUCGGACUUCAAGACUAGUUUUGAGAAUGUUUAUGGUCAGUGUGAAGAAAAGAAGUCUGAGAUACAACAACUGACUAUUAUGAGGAACGAUGAGGUAGCCGAGCUGAGAAACUCACUGGGAGAGAAAGAGGCUCUUGUGAAAGAAUUGAAGAGGAAAAUAGUUUACCUUGAACAAGAUAAUCAGGAAUUGGGAGAUUCACUUAAAGAAUUUAGGGAAGCUCAGAUUUGUGACGCUGGAGGGAAUUCUAUGACAUCAAAGCUUCGCAAGAAGCUGAAAAAGUUGGAGGAUGUUCAUAAAAACUGUUCUUCAACUCUCAAGUCUAAAGAAUGCCAAUGGAAUGAUCAGAUAGCAAAGAUGGAGGCUGAUACUGUAGGUUAUAAAUCUGCUUUGACCGGCAAAGAAGAAGAAAUUAGGGAGCUUAUGAUGGAAUUGGAAAAAAGUUACUAUGCCAAUGAAGAGAAUCAUAUUGAACUGUUGAUCUUUAAGUCAGUACUUGCUGAGGGUUACUCCAAUUCAUUCGGUAUAGAAACGGGUAAAGCGGUCUGUGUUGAAGCGAAUGAACAUAUGAUUCUAAACUUUACUGAGCAACUGAGAGUGAAAGAUGAUUCUCUAAAACAUCUGGCACAACAACAGUUUCUGUUGGAGGAAGAGCUUCAACAGCAGAAGAAAUUGCUCGAGGAAUCAUCUGUGGAUCAGUUUAUAUUGAAAGAGGAACUCUUGCAGAUGGAAAACACUCUAAAACAUGAGAGAAAAGUUGCAUUUGAGGCUCUCGAAAUGCUAAAACACGAAUUGGCCAGUAAAAAUGAUGAGCUGUCUCGGUUGGAUUGUGAAGCACAGAACUGGAAGUCUACUGCUGAAACGCUUAAGCAGGAGAUGGAAACUUCUCUUCAGUCACGGAUCGAGAACGAGCAAGCUCUUAAGCAGGAGAACAAAAACCUUCUCUGUAUUGUCAAGGAUCAGGAGAGGGAAACUGAAGAUCUUCAACUGCAGAUAGGUUUACUGGAAUCCUGCAAUGCCGAGAAAACAAAGGAAGUAGAGAGGUGUAAGCAAGAGAAUGAUGAACUUGUCAAAACCGUAAUGGAGAAGGAUUGUUGCAUAAAAGAUCUUCAGAAAGAUAUAGCCGUUACGUGCCUGAAGCAAGAGUCCAUGAAAAAAGAAUUAGAAGAUGCAGUUCUCGCACAUCUGGAUGCUCAAAAGGCCCUUGUGCAGAAGGAGGACCAUCUUUGGAAGAUUACAGAUGAGAAAGAUCAAACUAUAAAGCACUUUCAGGAGCUAGCUAAAGCCUCAGAACAAGAUCUAGUGGAUGUUCUAUGCUUCUCUUUUUCAAAACAAGUGGAAAAGUUGGUUGAAGUAUGCAUGCUUACCGAGGCUAUGAAGAAUGUAGAAUACCUGACAAAGUUAGAAAUUGAAGAGAAGAACACGAGAAUAAUGAAGUUAGAAUUGGAAAUCAACAGUUUGCUUGAGAAUUUGACACACACUGAAGAAUUGUGUUCCCAUUUAAAACAUGAAUCGAAGAAAUUUCAAACAUCAUUGGAAGACAUGGAGUUAGAAACUAAAAAGUUGACAAAGAAAAAGCAGGAGAUAGAACAGAUAAUUGCAGAUAUCAAGUUUGAGAAAGGAAAUUUGCUUCAAGUCAUCACAAAAUUAUUGACAGAAAGGGAAGACAUGUUGGCACUGAUUGAAUACAUCUAUGACAAACUUGGUGAUUUCUCAUCUAGUGAGGGUUUGCAGUUGAAGGAAGAACUAAGAAAUAUGUUGCAUACUUCUGAAAAUGAAACGGCAAUGGAUUCCGUUGUUUGUGAUAAGCUACAUGGUUCUGCUCAAGAUAGUGCAAAUGAUAUUCUUUGUCCUCCCACAAAUAAACAAAUUGAAGAAAAUUUCGAUGCGCGAUUGCCAUUGAGAGAAGUUAACAGUUUGCAUAUGUAG
This is a messenger RNA of Vicia faba (fava bean), 2721 nucleotides long. The record is from the annotation of a GenBank genome assembly. Lineage: Eukaryota; Viridiplantae; Streptophyta; Magnoliopsida; Fabales; Fabaceae.